GAGGUGCGAGUCGACAUAUGCCACUUCGACCUACAAUACCCGAAGUCUGGAGGCAAGGAUGGCAAGGCGACCGAGAUCCCAGUAUCGAACGAGUCGCACGUGAAGAAGUCGAUGGAGAGAUGCGACGGGCUUCGCCGACGCGACCAUCCGGGAGGGCCCGACUACGCUCGGCUGGCCCCGCGAUGGGCCAAGGAGUUCGCGCGAGCCGUCCUGCUGGCGCAUCAGCGCAGAAACUCGACCUGCGCGAUGGAGCACGGGGCGUUCGCGACCGGCGACCUGAUGGACCUCCUGGUCGGAGAAUCCGACGACGCGUUUGACUACGACAACGUGGGGGACUACGAGGAGUUGCCGACCGAGCUGCCCGAUGGUCCCGAGUGUCCCCGCGUGGCGAGGCGGCGCAUCACCGACAUGGGCGCCGACGCAGUGCUACGGGGCGUCAAGAUGACCACGCUUGAUCGCGCGGCCAAGCUGAAGGCGCAGAUGUGGCACGAGCCCGAACCUGUCCCAGGAGAUCUCGGCGCCAGGGCUAGCCAGCUUGGCCCUGGGAGCUCGGAGUGUUCGAGCAAGGAUCCGGCAGCUCUGCGACAACUGCGCCAGAACCUGGGCUAUUCAAGCAAG
This is a messenger RNA of Prorocentrum cordatum, 618 nucleotides long. NCBI's taxonomy places the organism in Eukaryota, Dinophyceae, Prorocentrales, Prorocentraceae. The record is from the annotation of a GenBank genome assembly.